AUGAGCUUCCAGCAACACCAAAAGUCGAAAGACAAUGGACGUGCGGAUGCCAUCGGAAUUGGCUUUGUGUCCAUCAAUGUUUGCAAGACAGACUCAUCACAGGGAAUCAUGGGACAGGGACAAUGGACACGGACACGGGACACGCGACACGGACAUGGGACAAAUGGGACAAUGAAGCCGAAGAAGGACACCAAGCAGAAUGCCGCCAGCAACCGCCGUCAAGACUCCCCCUAUUUUCCUCAAUAUCGUCCACCAACCCUAGUAGGUUCCGUAUCCUAG
Messenger RNA from Penicillium angulare, 279 nucleotides. RefSeq lists its product as uncharacterized. The record is from RefSeq and is a predicted model, not a curated record. NCBI's taxonomy places the organism in Eukaryota, Fungi, Ascomycota, Eurotiomycetes, Eurotiales, Aspergillaceae. Bases 1 to 279 code for a protein of 92 amino acids. The transcript has a single exon.